AUGGCAUCUAGAGCCGCGCCGCCCGUGUCGGCGCAGCUCGCUGCGCUCACGGCAUGGGUGCAGGCCGUGUGUGACGUGCAUCACAUUGAUGAUUGUAGUAGUCUUUGCGAUGGUAAAGCCCUAUUCGAGGUCUUGGCCGGCGUCUAUACAGAGGAGCUUGGCAUGUCGCAAAAUGAACUUCCGGACAUUGAUACCCGGGCUGCUUCCCAAUCUCCGCCAGCCCAAGACGAGCUCGUCAAGCUGUUGCGCCUAGUCGUAGGCCUUGUCGUUAGGAGCGAAGACAACAAAGAGCAUGUCAAUGCCAUGCAGUCCCUUCCCUACGACGAUCAGGUCACGAUGAUGAGUAUUGUUGAGAGUUUGCUUGCCGAUCCAGCGCAAACUCCUAGCCAAGAGGGCGCACAAGACGCGAAGGCUUGUGUGCGCACAGGUGCCGCAGAUAUACCGGAGGAGAUGGAGAAGGAGAUACAGGCGCUUCGGUGCGACUUUGAGCGGGCGACUGAACGCUGCCAGAUACAGCAUGAGCGUCUCGUGACUAUGGAAGCUGAGCUGCAGCGUGUCCAGGAAGAACACCAACAACUUGACCAGCUUGUCGAAUCACUCCGCGAGGUGGAACGCGAGCGCGAUGCUCUGCGGGACAAGCAUGACGAAUGGAGACACAUGGCCGAACUUACAAAGAAGCAGGAACGCCAGCUGGACGUGCUUCGUGAUCGCGUAGGGGAGACAGCAGAGCUGCGGCGCCAAGUCCGAGAGCUCGAGUCAAAGAAUACCGAGCUGACCAAUGCGGUCAACAGCGCUGCUAACCGAUCAGCUAUGGAUCUUACCGACAAAAAUUGGUCGGAAAGACGCGCCAUGGAGCGAAAGUACGCAGAGCUUCUAGAGGCCCACGAGACUGUUUGCCGGGAUCGUGACAAACUCGAGUGCCGAUGCUGCAAGCUUGAGGAACAGCGUCGCACGGAUCAAGAACAACUAAGUACUCUCUUCGCCCGUAUACGCUCCUUGGAACUGGAUGAAAGUUUACACAUGUUAUCCCUUGUCCCGGAAACGAGGGAGCCACCAGCAGCAGAGCCCGUUCGAAAAGCUGCCCUAGAAGCUGAAUUAAAGCAAUUGCAAAAUGAACAGGACCGCUUGCCGUCCUCCGACAACGAGAAUCAUUCUCACGCCGUUAUUGCUCCUAUUUUCUCAGAUACCAAGCUAAUGCGGGACCAAGCACGCCUCAAAGAGGCAGAAACUCGCAAAUUACUGUCGCAGCUUGAAAAAAAGAUGGACGAAGAGGACGUGGUGCUGCUUGCCGAUAUAAUCACCGAGUCUUUUGCUCAGCAAGACCUCCUUUACCAGCGUCUCCAAGCGACCUCAGAGGAACUGGACAAGGUACGCGGCAGAUCCUAA
Messenger RNA from Malassezia sympodialis ATCC 42132, 1386 nucleotides. RefSeq lists its product as uncharacterized. The transcript has 2 exons. The record is from RefSeq and is a predicted model, not a curated record. Bases 1 to 1386 code for a protein of 461 amino acids. Gene Ontology annotation, cellular component: microtubule organizing center; cytoplasm. Gene Ontology annotation, biological process: cytoplasmic microtubule organization; cytoskeleton-dependent intracellular transport. Gene Ontology annotation, molecular function: microtubule binding; dynein light intermediate chain binding. NCBI's taxonomy places the organism in Eukaryota, Fungi, Basidiomycota, Malasseziomycetes, Malasseziales, Malasseziaceae.